AUGCCAGCUGGAAAAAAGAGCAGCCGCAAGGAAACCAGAGCAUCGAAGUCCGGGAUCAAGAAAUCCGUUGGCUCACCCCGGAGAACCAGAAGUUCCACGAUUGCAGCGGCAGCACUGGCCAGUAUUGCACCUACCAGGACAGCAGCAAGGACAACUUUGGAAACCCCGCCGGAAACCCCGAGAGCCACACCCCCCCCUCCCUAUACCCAGCACCAACAACAGCACCAGGCGCCAACGUCAAGCACGGCAUCGAACAACACCAGAUGCUCGGAUACCAUAAACUCCUCCUACACGACCUCGAUCCCCCCGUCCUCAAACCCGGCUAUCAAAGUGGAGGAGACGACAGAAGCGGAGGGGGCCUGCGCACGGAAUGGCGCACAAAACGACGAGCGCCAGCCCACGGUAAACUGGGAUUGUGUAUCGUACGUAGUCUCGGACCAGAAAGUGCACACUUCCUACGAGAAACCAGAGAUGGCUCCUCCGGUGGUGGACACGCGUACGGGGAAGGCUACAACCCGCGUCGCAUCGUAUGGCAAAAUGGUUACGAAAACCGUAACGAUGACAGUCACCACCACCAUCGCGACCACCGAGAUACUGCGCCCGGGCGAGGAGGGAUACGAGGAGUCUCUGGAGCGGCAGAAGCGGCAACAGGACCAGUCGCCCGAGGAGCGGGAGAGGCAGCAGCGCAAGUAUCACCAGAGCCGCCAAUGGGCCAGCGGCGAUCGAACCCUGCACGAGAAUUUUCACUGCAAGCACCAUCGUUCCGCACAGCCCGCGCGCGCAAACGUGUAAAUAUAUCUCAAUUUUUCGCAUUUUCUUCUACCAUGUCUUGUUCUAUUUUUUCUUCCUCUUGGUCGUCUACUUUUAUGUUUUCUCACUCUUCGUAUUCUUGGUUGUUUGGGUUUAGAGGCGACUUGGGCUUUGGCAAGGGCGAUAUCAGGCGGGGCAGGCGGAGGGGGAAGAGGAAAGUUAUCCGGAAGGUAUCUGAAUUCGCGGACUGUGACCUCCCCCGGUUCAUUUGGAACCCCCCCCCCCCACCACCACUGGACUUGGAUGAUUCCUACAGGGUAGGGUUGAGUAUUAGCCGGAUGGAUCUCCCCAUUUAGCUAUAUUCGAUCAUCUGCGCUCCAAUCCUAUGGAGAGGACCAUAUGGAGGACCACCACCACCAGCGCCCGCCCCAGGAGGAUCCUUCCCUAGGACGAGGAGGCCGUUCUACCAGUAGCAUUACCACUCGGAUCCGUGGGCAGCGAUCUCUUUCUUUCUAUUAUUCCUAUCAUGAAGACUGCUCAUGUUAUUGUUUCUACUACGCUCGUUCUAUUUUUUCCUUUGUUUUGUUGUUACUUUUCAUUUGGAGAGGGG
Choiromyces venosus 120613-1 is the source of this 1360-nucleotide messenger RNA. NCBI's taxonomy places the organism in Eukaryota, Fungi, Ascomycota, Pezizomycetes, Pezizales, Tuberaceae. The record is from the annotation of a GenBank genome assembly.